AAGGUGCUGUCCAGUCUGGUCACAGUGUGGCUUUUGAGCCUGUCCUUAGCGGAGACCGAAGGAAAUGGAGCCACGGGAAUGGAAGCCCAAGUAGCAGGCGCAUGCAAUAUCGGCCAACUCUACUGCUUCCACCAAGUAGUCGACGACUUGAGUGGGUACUACCUCCCGCAAUAAGUGGACACGGCUUCUUACAGCCUCACAGAUUACUCUCUGGACGAACUUGUCCGCACUUAUUGCAAUCAAGUCAACGACCCAGCAUCUUCGUACCAAUAUGCUUCCUCAUGUGGUGCGAGUUGGAUAAAGUGCAACGCCGGAACUUGUGGCAAAUCGCCACAUGCGUUUCAGAAACUAAGGUGGAUUCCACGGUGGGGAGAUCGAUUUGGCAGUCGAGCAUCUAGAGAUCCCAGCGUCCUUGCGGCAGAAAGAGGCCUUAAUAAUACAUCGGCCGUUCAGUUGGUGCAUGAAGGUCACCGGAAGCU
Westerdykella ornata is the source of this 479-nucleotide messenger RNA. RefSeq lists its product as uncharacterized. Bases 102 to 398 code for a protein of 98 amino acids. The transcript has a single exon. The record is from RefSeq and is a predicted model, not a curated record. Lineage: Eukaryota; Fungi; Ascomycota; Dothideomycetes; Pleosporales; Sporormiaceae.